UUCGCAUAUAGUCGCCCUUUCGAAGAUGAGAGUAGGACAGAGGUGUCGAUUCUAACUCUCAGGGAUGCACUUCACGUCGACAUCUCUCCGAAGGCUGAAUCUCAAGAGUCGAUAUUGUAAUGACUGAACUUGUCACAGUUUUACAAUAUCCAUCCUCUACAUAAGCAUUUGGGCAUAUUAGGCUACGAGAAGCGCUGAUUUUAAUGACCACUUUCUCUGCUCUGUCUGCUCAGCCGAGGUUUACUGUAUUCAGCGGUGAGAUUUUCGUAGGUUACUUUCUUCUGUCUCAAUCUCAACGCCUUCGAUUGGAGCACCACCAAUGCCGAUCAUUUUUUAGGCUGCUGAUUUCCAUUUGCACUGCGAACGCGAGGAAAUACGCUACACAGCUAGGCUAUAACGCCCAGUACAGGAAUUAUAGGGCGACUACCCGAGUGUCAGCAAUAAGGGCUACAGUAGCUGAUGGACUAACCGAACCAACAGCAGCCACAAGCGCCCGUGACCACAUUAGCCUACCAGCGGAGCCAAAACCGGGGAGCGGAGAAAGAACAGUUUCAAAUCCCUGACGGUUAUUUCUCAAAAGACCCUCGGGACAGGACAUCUGACCACUUCUAAUUGUGGAAAACUGCUUUGUGACGGAGCUGUCGUGAUUUUUCCCCUUUACCGUUACACAUGCUUUCGUUAUGCGCGGUAUAGGUGUAAGGACCGUAUUUUAAAGAUACCAAGCAGAUACCAGGCAGUCACAAUACAACCUAUCAAACUCCAUCCAAGCGGGCGCUGUUGGUAUAUGCCUUAUCAAAACAUAUAUUUUUGUCGAUUCUUUGGACGUAUUUUGAGAUUAUUUUAAGCAGCUUUGAAAUACUUAGUUUUUGCGUUGCAUGUGAAUUGAAAGGUGCCUGGAAUUGGCCUCUAUAUGCCUUAUCAAUCCCUUAUGAAUUCAUUGGAUAGUGGAAUGAGAGGAGAGCAACACAAAUAAAAGAAAUAAACAACGUGGGAAUAAGGAAAGGACAACAGUGAUUUACAUUUGCUAGACUAUAUGGACUCAACACUAUUCAUAUUGAGAUAUUUCGAUUUGUAUUUAGUUUUUAUUUCGUUGCGAUUUUGCUAGACAUUAUUAACGUAUAUUUUAGGCUAUGCCUUAAAUGCAUUCCAUAGUUCGUAUGAAAUAGUUAUUAAAGUAACGGUUUUGUGGACUGGUCACUUUUCCAUACUGGGGUCAUAUGGUGAAACUGGAGGGGUUAACACAACUGUUUGGGUUACACUGAAGCUGUGACAGAAAUAAACAAAUCAUUAUCACCCGAGUCUGCCCGCGACCAUUCCGUGUCUCACGUGCCAGCCUCACUGAUGAUCGGAAUAGAGCUCUAACGAGACAGCACCCCCGCAGAUGCGACCAGGUACAUUUCAAAUAUCUGUGAAGGCUGUUGAUGGAGAGGCUUUCGAAUGACAGCCGGGACAGUGGUCAUCACAGGCGGUAUUUUAGCUACAGUUAUCUUACUGUGCAUCAUCGCAGUACUGUGUUACUGUAGACUGCAGUAUUAUUGCUGUAAGAAGGAGGAGUUGGAGUCGGAGGAGGAGGAGCCCGACUUCGCGGUGACGUCCCGCCUCCCGCCAGUCCACUCCAACCAUAACAUCGUGGCAGCGGCGGUCGCCGCCUCCACCCCUAACGGCCCCACCCUCUUCACACCGCCUUCAGCGCGGAAACUGACGCGUUCGCAGACAUUCUGCCCAUCGUGCACACACCAUGAGCUGCCCUUUUACCUGCAGCACCCGGACGGCCAUCGGAACGGCGGCGACCGUAUCAGCUACCGUAGCAUCCAACAGCACGACCUGGAACUGCCCUUAGAAAUGCCCAACUACCACAAACUGAACCUGACCCGGUCAGUCACCAUGAGGGACAUGUUCAACCGCAGCUGCAGCAUCAGCACUGACGUCUAGUGGAAUCGGCGCCACCUCAUGGCAUGGAGGACUUAUGGAUACGGAUAGAUAAAUAGAAUGGGGACAGAUAGUGGGACUGCAGCUCGACAACUACUGCUCCCAUGUCCCUCGGUCUUAUGCUCAGUUAUAACCACACAUUAACUGGAGAAAAGAUAAGCAUCAAACAAAAUCUAUCCUCUCCUCAUUCUGCUUGGUCUGUGGUGAGUAGGAUGUUGACCCUACUCUGUCUGGACUCGUAUUGGAUUACCCUAAACCACCCUCCAGUCUAACUAAACCACCCUCGGGUCUAACUAAAUUACCCUCCGGUCUAACGAAGUCACCCUCCGAUCUAACUAAACCACCCUCCGGUCUAACAAAAUCACCCUCCGGUUGAAUUCCACCACAUCAACUGUACCGUUGAAUAACAAAUAACAGACUUUCUGUAGUUGCUGCUAAAGAAACCAAGAAACCAUGGUGAUAAGGA
Coregonus clupeaformis (lake whitefish) is the source of this 2395-nucleotide messenger RNA. RefSeq names its product protein FAM163B. Bases 1438 to 1932 code for a protein of 164 amino acids. The record is from RefSeq and is a predicted model, not a curated record. NCBI's taxonomy places the organism in Eukaryota, Metazoa, Chordata, Actinopteri, Salmoniformes, Salmonidae. The transcript is spliced from 3 exons.